AGUGGCAAACCAAAAGAUUUAGUCAUGUCCACCGUUAUAGAGGUAGAAAAGACCAAGACAGAGGUUAAUAGUGACGCCAAACCUAAUUUCGGAGUAACUGGUCGUAAGAUCGUAUACGAUAAGGAUGGUAAACCAUGUCGUACAUGUAACACGCUUCAGGAUUUCCAAUUUGCUACAGCUGGUGCAAAGAAACAAGUAAAGACACCAGUAGUAUCCGGAAUGAAUCCAGAACAACCAGUUAACACGAAGAUUGGUUCAUAUGCUAAGGAAGAUCCACCCGAUGUCACCGUUCUUGGAAGAUCAUCAUGGACACUUCUUCAUUCAAUCGCCGCAACAUACCCGGAAGAACCUACAAACAAGCAACAAAAAGAUAUGAAACAAUUCAUAAAUUUGUUUGCUGGGUUCUACCCAUGUUGGUUUUGUGCUGACGAUUUCCAAAAAUACAUCACCACCAAUGAACCAAAAGUUGAAACUCAAGAUAGUUUAGGCAGAUGGUUAUGUGAUGCUCAUAAUGACGUCAAUAAAAAAUUAGGUAAACCAAAAUUCAAUUGCGAUUUAUGGAAACAGAGAUGGAAAGAUGGAUGGGAUGAACAGUAAACGUUUAGAAGUAUUAUUUCAUGUAAAUAGAACAGAUAGCAAUAUAUAGAAUAAAACUUUUUCU
Messenger RNA from Spathaspora passalidarum NRRL Y-27907, 661 nucleotides. It is a transcript of the gene ERV1, whose product is annotated as flavin-linked sulfhydryl oxidase. The transcript is spliced from 2 exons. Lineage: Eukaryota; Fungi; Ascomycota; Pichiomycetes; Serinales; Debaryomycetaceae. Gene Ontology annotation, cellular component: mitochondrion. The record is from RefSeq and is a predicted model, not a curated record. Bases 25 to 597 code for a protein of 190 amino acids. Gene Ontology annotation, molecular function: flavin adenine dinucleotide binding; flavin-dependent sulfhydryl oxidase activity.